Messenger RNA from Mauremys reevesii (Reeves's turtle), 8631 nucleotides. RefSeq names its product zinc finger protein 271-like. The transcript has 6 exons. NCBI's taxonomy places the organism in Eukaryota, Metazoa, Chordata, Testudines, Geoemydidae. The record is from RefSeq and is a predicted model, not a curated record. Gene Ontology annotation, biological process: regulation of transcription by RNA polymerase II. Bases 242 to 3100 code for a protein of 952 amino acids. Gene Ontology annotation, molecular function: DNA-binding transcription factor activity, RNA polymerase II-specific; RNA polymerase II cis-regulatory region sequence-specific DNA binding.
AUCCGGGGUUGAGCUUCCUGGGUCACAGCUGCUGCUUCAUCUGUAGUGUCCAAAAGCCAGACUGAGCUGCUGCUCCCCAGUGGGGUGUGUGCGGAGAGAGCCCUUCCCUAGCGCCCCUCUGUGCCCAGCCGGGGGGACUCUCUGCGGGGGCUGGAACCAGCCCCGGGCUCUGCCGACACCAGCUCCUGAGCCGCAGACUCCAGCCGGAUUUCCCGUCACCAAGCCUGAUGUGAUCUCCUGGAUGGAGCAGAGGAAAGAGCUGUGGACCCCAGAUCUGCAGGACUCUGAGGAACUGGAACUCCUGAGUGAUGUCUGCACAGCAGGUGAUGGUACGGGGAGUGAGAGCGAGGAGGAGACCCCUCAGCAGGAAGAUCCCAAGCCAGGGAAACCACAUGGCGUGGUAUCAGGAAGAGCCGAAAGGGACGUUUCCCAGAGUCCUGAGCAGGGAAACCCUCGAGGGACAGGAAAGAGCAGAUCAUCCCACCCGGGCAGAGGUGUCAAUCAGCUCAAAGAUGUCGGGGAGCGGCCCUACCGGUGUGAGGACUGCGGGAAAAGCUUCAGCAGCAGCUCAGCCCUCAUCAUCCACCGACGGAUUCACACUGGGGAGAGACCCUACAAGUGCCCCGAGUGUGGGAACAGCUUCAACCAGAACUCGGCGCUGAUCGCACACCGGCGCAUCCACACUGGCGAGAAGCCAUACGAGUGCCCCGACUGCGGGAAGCGCUUCAGCCACGGCUCCACCCUCAUCAAGCACCAGCGCACCCACACAGGCGAGAAGCCCUACCAGUGCGAGGAGUGUGGGAAGUGCUUCAGCAUCCGCUCGACCCACGUGCGGCACCAGAAGACCCACACAGGCGAGCGGCCCUAUGUCUGUGGAGAGUGCGGCAAGAGCUUCAGCGACAGCUCCUACUUUGUGCAGCACCAGCGGGUCCACAUGGGCGACAUGCCCUACGCCUGCCGGGACUGCGGGAAGAACUUCAUCUGGAGCUCAGCCCUGCUGCGGCACCGACGCAUCCACACUGGCGAGAAGCCCUACAUCUGUGGUGACUGCGGGAAGAGCUUCAGCGAGAACUCCACCCUGCUGCGGCACCGACGCAUCCACACUGGUGAGAAGCACUACAAGUGCACCCAGUGCGGGAAGAGCUUCAAUGACAGCUCCUCCCUCAUGCGGCACCAGCGUGUCCACACUGGGGAGCGCCCCUACCAGUGCCCCCAGUGUAGCAAGAGCUUCGUGGACAGCUCCACCCUCAUCUGCCACCAGCGCACCCACACCGGCGAGCGCCCCUACACCUGCCCCGACUGUGGCAAGAGCUUCACCGAGAGCUCCACCCUCAUCACCCACCACCGCGUGCACACAGGAGAGCGGCCCUACACCUGUCCUGACUGCGGCAAGAGCUUCAGCCAGAGCUCCAACCUCGUCACCCACCAGCGCAUCCACACUGGCGAGCGCCCCUACGCCUGUGCCCAGUGUGGGAAGAGCUUCUACCGUAGCUCGGACCUCAUCCGACACCACAGGACCCAUACGGGGGAGAAGCGCUAUAAGUGCCUAAUUCUCCUUCUCACCCUGACAGGCUGCAGAGUAACAUCCAAGUCUAGAUUGUCCCAUUCCCCCAGAGGGAAGGGAAGGGAAAUGUCUACAGUAGAACCAGUGACCUUUGAGGAAGUGGCUGUGUAUUUCACAGAGGAAGAGUGGGCUCUGCUGGACCUGAGUCAGAGAGCAUUUUACUGGGGUGUCAUGCAGGAGAAUUAUGAGACUGUGACCUCGCUGGCAGGAUUUCCAAUUUCCAAAUCUGACAUGAUCUCCCGGCUGGAAUGUGAGGAGAAGCCAUGGGUCCCUGAUCUUCAGGGUUACGAGGAAAAAGAGAUCCUGAGAAACAUUCACACAGCAGGUAGUGGGACGGUGAGUGCGAACAACGAAGAAAAUCUUCAGCAGGAAGGUCCUGAUCAAGUGGAACCAUACACGAUGGUAUCGGGAAGAGCCGAAGGGCAUGUUUCCCAGAGUCCUGAGCAGGGAGAAGCCCGUGAGAGGCAGCGGAGGCCAGAGAGGCAGCAGAGAAACCAGCCAGGGGGUAGAUGGGGUAAAUCCACCCAGAGAAGCAGAAGGGUAGAGGAAAUCAGAGAGAUUGUUCAACCGAGGAUCCCUGCUGGAGAGGGACCCUUCACCUGUGGUGAGUGUGGGAAGAGCUUCCGUUGGAGAUCUGUUCUUAUUAUUCACCAGAAAAUCCACAUGGGAGAAAACCCCUAUAAGUGCCCGGACUGUGAGAAAAGCUUCAGCAAGAGCUCAGACCUCAAUCUUCACCAGAGAAUCCACUUGGGGCAGAAAUCCUACAUAUGCACUGACUGUGGGAAAAGCUUCCCUCAGUACCACCUCCUUACUUCCCAUCAGAGAACCCACACAGGAGAGAGACCCUACAAAUGCCCCGAGUGCGGGAAGAGCUUCAGUCAGAGCUCACACCUUGUCAUUCACCAGAGAACCCACACUGGUGAGAGACCCUACAAAUGCCUGACCUGCGAGAGAUGCUUUGGUGAUAGAUCGCAAUUUAAGACCCACCAGAGGAUCCACACGGGAGAGAAGCCCUACAAAUGCCCACAGUGCGAGAAAAGCUUCAGUCGGAACUCAUACCUAGUUAUACACCAGAGAACCCACACGGGAGAGCGACCCUACAAAUGCCCCGACUGCGGGAAAAGCUUCAGUGACAAGUCACAUUUUAAUACUCACCAGCGAAUCCACACAGGAGAGAUGCCCUACAAAUGUCCCGAGUGUGGGAAAAGCUUCAGGAGGCGCUCAUACCUGGUUACACACCACAGAACCCACACGGGAGAGAGACCUUAUAUAUGCCUGACCUGUGCAAAAACCUUCAGUGAUCGAUCUCAUUUUAGAAAACACCAGAGAACCCACACGGGAGAGAGGCCCUACAAAUGCCCUGAGUGCGGGAAAGGCUUCUGUCUGCGUUCAGACCUUAUUAUACACCAGAGAACCCACACAGGAGAGCGGCCCUAUAAGUGCAGCGAGUGUGGGAAAACGUUCACUCGGAGCACCUACCUUUUUUCACAUCAGAGAAUCCACACGGGGGAGAAACCACAGAAGUGUUCUAGCUAGGGAUGGGCCAAGUGAAUGACAUCUCUGCCAGUUCCCACAGUCUCAGCGAGUCAGGCCAGGCUGGAGUGGCCGUGUAAUGAGGAUAUGUAAUGGUUAUCAAAGUAGAGAAUGGAACCACCUUUCUGGGACAGAGUCGUGCAGAGCAGGAGGCUGAGAUAAGAUUUCCAUGUUGUGAUGGGAUUUGAUUAUUACAUCUCAGAAAGCUCUGAAUGUCCUGUGAUCAGCUCCUACAUCUAAAUCAAUUACCUGCAAUUGGCCAGUUCCCCGUGUAGUGUGGGAGCACUCUUAGAUUCCUUGUUGACACUAAGCUCUCACAUAGCGGCCCCUCUGAGUAAUGUUUUCUCUCAUCUCUAGUUGACUAGGAGACUCUGUCCCAUCCUGGCGGACAAUAAGCUGGCCUCAAUUGUUAUUUACACCUUUGUCAUCUGUUGGCUGGACUACAACAGUGCUAUAGACCUGGGAAUGAAAGCGUCAGCACUUAGGAAAUUCCAGCUAGUACAGAACACUGCAGCACUUCUCUUGACAGAGACUAUGCAUGGACAAAUCAGGCCUGCCCUCAGUCUCUACUCUGGCUUCCCAUAGAAUAUUGAAUCAAGUUCAGGUCUCGAUUCUUAUCUUCAAGUUGCUUCCUGGCCUGCUAGGGGCAAACCAGUGCCUCAGAUGCUGUAGGCAUGGGGCUGUUUUUUCAUAGGAUUUGCAUGAGGAGCCGAAUAGCUCAGUGACGAUCUAUUCAUGUGACAAUGGGGCGCCCCAUGAAAAACAUGCUUCACACAGGCAUUUGCAACUGACAUUUUAUUUACAACCCCCACCCCCCCCUCACUUUUAUUUUAUUUUAUUUUUGCAUCAGCAGUUUUGUUCCCAAAGCACCCUCUAACUUAGGUAUUUUACAAACCGUUUUUAUUUAUUUUUUUCCCCAACAGGGCUUUGUAAUUUGCUGAAGGAAGAGGAGGUUCAAGAUUCUGCAUUAAGCAUUUAUCUGAGCGUCUGAUUAUUUUAUCUAACACUUUAUCUAGGUCUCUAGCAUCUGUCACAUUGUUCACCCACUCCACUGCUUGAGCACAAUAUUCCUGGGUUAAACAGGCACAAAUAUGGCAACUUGUACAAUCAAAAGCGUAACAAUUUGAUCAGUUAUGGGUUAGCACAGUCUCCAUGCCAGAUUUCUUCCUCAGAGUUAGAUAGUAUGUAUCUAUAGAAUCAGCAUCCCCUUUUCUAUUGGUAUCCUACAGACGUAGGGGUUCUGGGGGUGCUGCCACACCCCUUGGCUUGAAGUGGUUUCCAUUAUAUACAGGUUUACAGUUUGGUUCAAUGGCUCUCAACACCCUCACUAUAAAAACUGUUCCUGCACUCCUGCCUACGGAGCAUCUGGUUUUGGGCCAGGGCAAAAGCACGCCAGGCCCAGACUGUUUGUUCCUUCUUGGCUUUCGGCGGACACAUUCUCCCAGGUCUCUAAAGAACCAUCACUCAGCUGCUGAGAGAUUUAAAAUAAGAAAUGCAGAUAAGGGCAUCAUAUUAGUUUUUAUACUGUGCUUGAAAAUCUUUCCUUUGUGUGUCAAGAGACCGCUUCAGAUCAGGUGUUUUGUUUUUUUUUAAAUUGCCUUGGGAUGGUCUCACUCCAUUGACCUUUCAGCUGGAAGCUGAACACGUGAGUCCACUGAGCUAGCAUGGCCAGGUCCUAUUACCAGCCCUCUCCAACCCACCCCCCUCUGUUUGAGUUGGGGUAUCCUGGUUGGGAUCUGGAGUGUUAAACCAAAGUUGGGUCAGCGGUCUGGCCUCAUGCUUCCCCUCUGCACUGUCUUGAUAACCUUCAUCAGCUGCUCUCCCCAUUGCCCUGCUUCCAUGACGUGCUUCCAGAGUGGCACGCACUGGUUGUGCCAAGGGUAUAUUGGUUCCUUCCAUUCCCACUGUUUCCUCUGUCUGAUGUCUCUUCAUGAGCUGUUUGAGUGCCAGUGCUGGCGAGACUUAAUUCAAGGGACUGUGAGGAGCCUCCAUCUUUAACUCACAGACCUUUUUGAAUGGCGUGUUCUCUUUUAUAUGAUGGUUGCACAGUACUUUCUAAGCCAAUAGUUUUAGGGACAAUGCUUUAAAAGGCCUGGUCUCCUCCUAGGUAAGGAGCAACUUCUGAUCAGUGCAUAGUGGGAUGGAGACCAUUGUAAAAAGGGAAGGAGUGAGGGUGAAGACGUUUGAACACUUUGUUUUGUAUUUUAUAGUUUAUACUUGUUGAAAGGUUACAGUUCAUUAAAAACAAAAGGCAUACACACCCGUUCCACUGAAAAGGGCCCUAUGUUCUUGUAUGAGGGGGAAGGGUUUAUGGGAAGUGGUGUACCCUGAACCAGCUGGCUCCCGUUUGCUUCAAAUCUCCUCUUCAAUUACACCCUCUUCUACUUCAACUAUGCCUUUUAAUUCCUCCUUAGUUUCUCUGCAUUACAGCUGUACUCGCCAUAACACAGUUUUCUGUAAUUUCUCACUUCUAUCAUCUACUGUCUUGUAUUAUUUGACAUUAUAAAAUAUCUAGGGGCUUGUACACACUACCACUUCUGUCAGUGUAACUUAUGUCACUCAGGUGUGUGAAUAAGCCACCCCUCUGAGCGACCUAAGUUACACCAACCUAAGUGCCGGUGUCUACUACCUCUUGUGGAGGUGGUUUUAUUAUGCCAAUGGAAGAACUCUUGCCCAUCGACUUGAGAGCAUCUUUACCAGAUGCACUACAGCAGCGCAGCUAUAUCAGUGCAGCUAUGCCGCUCCAGCACUUCUAGUGUAAACUAGCCUGAGGUGACACAUUGUGUAAAAGUAAAAUGUAAAGUGUUAUAUAAGAACAGGGAAAACUUGACUCUUUAGGACUUCUUCAAUGUGAUGAUAAAAAAGGAAUUAUUGCUCUGCACAAAUACCACCACAGAGUAUCACCAAGUAUGUAAUCCUCCCAAUGAUUUUGUUACUGUUAUUUUAUUUAUUUAUUGUUACUAUUUCUGAUAGGCCAGGACAAAGUGAUUGGAAAGAUUGGCAAAACAAUAGGGGGAAUAAAGCUUCAUGAAGCUCGGGAGAGCUUCUGUGUGACAAAUGCCUGUGCGAAAGCCUGACAAUUAAUGAAGAAUGCAUACAGUAGUUUCACUAAAAAGUAUUUCAAACAAAUGUCAAAUUUCCCCUAAAAUCCAAGCCAGCUCUCUUAUCCCUAAACCCUGUUUUUUCAUGUUAAUCUUUUAAAAGUUAGGAUAGUUUGUAUUUUAAAACUUUAUUUGAUGUGAUUAAAAAUUGUGUGGUUAGCAGAAGAUGGUAGUUGUAGAUAAAAGAAAAGUCAGGUAAAGAAGCGGUGGGGGGGUGGGCAUGGAGGGGCAUGUUUCUUUAGAUGACAGUGCCAGGCUGGAGAUUUUAUCUCUGUCCCUGUCUUUUAAAAUUUCAUGUUUUGAUUGUAAAAUCCCCCUGUAAAUGUGGGUGGGUGGGUGGUUUUUUUAAUACAGUAUCCCAGAAUUUAAAACUUUCUUCACAAUUCACAAAAUGAUGAGCCUAUUAAAAGUCCUACGUCCUGUAUUUGUAAAGAGAUUUAGAGAAGUUUUUGUCUGAUGGGUGUUUCUUCAUACUGGGAAAUUCAUUUCGGCAAAAUUUAAAAAACAAGCUAAUGCUUUUUUUUUUUCUUUCUCCAAGUUGGGAUAGUCUCUCUUUUAAACAUUGUAUUGGCAUUUUCAUCUAAUAAGACACUUCUUCUUUCGGUAAGACAAAAUCAUAAUGUUGUACGAGAGGGGACUGGGGUGGUGCUAGAAGUUACAAUAUUAAAGGCUCUAUACAAUGUAAAGUUUUAUAUCUGCACAGGGCAAUUAAUUCUGUGGGGCCGCUUCAGUGUGGUGAAAAAUAAAAUGGGGUGGGUGAGUGGGUGGAGUAAUUGUUUUGCAGAUAGCUCUAUAAAAUAUUGGUACAAAUGUAAAGACGCUGAUAUAUUUUCAUUAUAUCACAGGGCUUUUUUUAUUAGUCCAAAGGGUCUGGUGUUGGCGUUUUGCAACAGUGUCACAGCACAAUUCUCUCAAUGUCUUUGCUCCCCAUCUUGCUUUUAGAUGUUUAGUCACUGCUAUUCUGUGAGGCUCCGAUGUGUGUCUCAUGGCACUAACAAAAGUUGUUGUUGCUUCGGAGGUACUUCUCUAAAAUAUCACUAGACAUAUAAAGACCAGGAGAUUUUGAUUGUGGUACAGUGUUCUCCAUCUGAGUCAGUUAUGACCAGUCUUGCAGUUUUGCCCCUGUAUGUAUACCCAUUCCUCCUGAUGCCUUUGGAAGUAUUUAUGUAUUUAGUAUUUCUGCCCUUCUGUGAAAAAGUGACUAGAAAAAUAACAGUGGGAAUGUAAUGCCUGAUGAGGUUGGGGAGAGCUUAUGUAUGAUGUGCUUUAACAUGGGUAAAUGCAUGACAACUAACAAAGAAUGGAUACAAAGUUUUCACUGAAUAAAAAUUUCAAACAAUCAUGAAAAUGUCUCCUAAAAUCUUGGGCAACUCUUAUCCUCAUGCCCUGUUUUUUCAUGUUACCUUCAAAAGUCUGCGUAAGUGUGUGAAUGUGAAUGUGGAUGUUCUCGUCUGUUUCAUUUUAUAUAAUUUCUAAAUGUGCCAUGUAAGUUGUUAAUGCAAAAUAUGUACUGCUAAAGCAUUUAAAAUAAAUUGAAUCUUAAGGACACUUUAUUUGUAGCUACUGCCUCUCAAAGACUUAAAAUCGAGGGUUUUUCUAAUGCUCCAUUGUUGUUUUUAUUGUAUUUAUGAAAUCCAAUAUGCUAAAUGUGGCAUAGCUAUGAAAUAGUAUGCUCUUUGGCUUGAAUAAAUGCUUAAUUGUUUCGGGAAGGAGGAGGAGAUAGAGAAAUUCCUGAGACUUCAUUUUGAAUAAGCAAGAGUCACUCCACUAUUGGAAGCUGCAGGUCACAUGAUAUUUAUGGAAUAUGUGCAACCAAAACUAGGGGAGAGGUCAGCAGAUCAUAACUCUGAGGUAAGCGAUGGCACUGAGCAUUUGUGGAAUGUUGGUAUUGAGCAUGUGCAGUAAAGAUCACAAAAAACACCAGGCCAUUCAAACAAACGUGAAUGUAGUAUACUGGGGGAAAAAAGGCAUCUAGAACUGUUUUGACAGGACAGUAUAAAAGUCGAUGUCAGUGGGUAGCAGACAGUACAGAUAGAGCUGAGGAGAGAAGAGUGGACAAGAGGAGUCUCGAAGAAGGCAGCAGAAGCAAGCAGGGACACCAGAAGGAGUCCUGUGUCAGCAGACAGAGUAAAUCUGCCAAUUAUAAUUAUAGUUAUAGUAUAGUGUUAGUGAGUACGUGUAUAUGUCUGCGUUAAAGCUGUAAUAGUGUGUGUUGAUAGUGAAAGAAAUGUAUGAGAUUUAAACCAUUUAAAAACUGCUGUUAGCAACCUAGAACAGACUGGCCAUCUGUAACAGGGUGCAACCACUUAGAAUCAUUUCAAACAGUAAGGUAAUAUGGUUUGGGGUGCUCUUUUACUUGUUAUACACGAUUUGUGUUUGUAACAUCAAUAAGGGGAUUGUUAGUUUGUUAUUGUAUUAGGGAUUCUUAUUUGC